CAGUUUGACUGCAUUGCUUGCUGCUUUCCCUCGCCGGCACAAUCGACGAUUUCUGCCGGCAGAAAUCCAAAUAAGAAAGCCACGUAGUAACAGAAAUGGCGCAGUCAACUCUUUUACUCUUGCACGUCAAUCCAUCUUCUUCUUGCCCUUCCAUUUUCCGUCAUUCCCAAUUUCCUAAACUUUCCCCCAAACCUGCCAAAUCCUUCUCAGUCCCUCACUCAUUAACCGCGCGAAAGCAGCGAUUCAGCUCUAGAAUGGAUCGUCUUCACCCGCCCAAUGCAUUGCAAGGGGUCGUAUCGGAGGCCAUUGGGCUGCUGCAGUCGCCCGAUCCGACUUGGCAAUCCGCUCUCCUCAACAAUCUGCUGAUCUUCGUGCUCGGAUCGCCCAUUCUGGUUACGGGGCUUUCCUUUCCGGGAAUUUCCGCCGCUUUCUUGCUCGGAACCCUCACUUGGCGCGCUUUCGGCCCAUCUGGGUUUCUCCUCGUCGCCUCUUACUUCGUCAUAGGGACUGGAGUUACGAAAGUGAAAAUGGCGCAGAAGGAAGCUCAGGGGGUUGCUGAGAAGAGGAAAGGGAGAAGGGGACCUGGCAGCGUGAUUGGUUCGAGCGCUGCUGCUUGUGUUUGUGCUUUGAUGUCGAUAUAUGGGAUUGGGGGAGUGGAAUUUGCGCAGCUUUGGCAGCUUGGAUUCGUUGCUAGCUUCUGUACCAAGUUGAAUGAUACCGUCUCUAGUGAGAUAGGCAAGGCCUAUGGCAAAACUACGUACCUUGUUACGACAUUCAAGGUUGUUCCCAGGGGAACUGAAGGUGCUGUGAGUCUUGAGGGAACUCUUGCUGGAUUCCUUGCCUCAAUCGUUCUUGCAUCAAUUGGUUGUCUCAUGGGUCAGAUAAAUGGAGCCGAAGCGCUCAUAUGUGUGGUAGCCUCCCAAAUCGCAAACUUCGGCGAGAGCAUAAUAGGUGCAGUGUUUCAAGAGAAGGAAGGAUAUCAAUGGGUGAGAAACUCCGACCAUUUUAUCAUUUCUCUCAUACCAACAUGUUGCUCGGCCUUGAUCGUAAGACGUGACUGCAGAAAUACCCCGAUCUUUAUAUGUUCUCCUUUGCUUGUUUGCGCAGCUUAACAACGAUGUGGUGAAUGUGAUUAACAUAUCGUUUGGCAGCAUACUAGCAGUUCUAAUGCAGCAAGCAUUGCUCCAAAACUGGCAAACGUCGUGAACUUGUCAUCUGCUCCAAUCUCCUGCCUGGAAAGUGCUCUGCUGGGUUGCUUGUGCAGGAAGGUAAUGGAGAACAGAUGGACAGAGAAUAGCCCCCAAAGUCCUCCUGGCCUAACUUAGUGAUCAUCUUGCAUUCUUUAUAAGACUGCUGUAGAAAUGUUUUCCUUCUGCAAUUUCUGCUGGUCUAUGUAGGACUCUUAUCAAUCCUUUUCCUUGUGAUGGUUUCCUUGAUAGAGUAGAAAACUUAUUUAAUAGCAUCAGCAUAUCAUAUCGUCAUUGUGGUUCCUAAUUGUCAAAGUCCUUUUAACUGGGUGGAUUAGUUGAUGAGUAAGCAAAGCGACAAACGUAUGGUACAACGAAGAUCAAUAGGCGGCGCAUGCAUGGCUAUUGUCUGCUACCAAUCUGGCAUAUACGGCCAUUCCUUCAAACCAUUCCUCCACUAUGCAAUAAAAGAUUCAGCCGCCUUCCCCAA
Molecule: messenger RNA, 1677 nt
Organism: Linum tenue
Lineage: Eukaryota; Viridiplantae; Streptophyta; Magnoliopsida; Malpighiales; Linaceae
Source: the annotation of a GenBank genome assembly